This is a messenger RNA of Drosophila guanche, 4651 nucleotides long. RefSeq names its product protein slender lobes (gene sle). The transcript is spliced from 5 exons. The record is from RefSeq and is a predicted model, not a curated record. The coding region runs from base 272 to 4309 and encodes 1345 amino acids. NCBI's taxonomy places the organism in Eukaryota, Metazoa, Arthropoda, Insecta, Diptera, Drosophilidae.
UGAGCGUCCAUCGCUCAGUGGCCUAAGGCCUCUAAAAUUGUUCACCUACAUGGUAAAAGUAUUGUUUAUUUGAAUUGCGUUUCAAAUUUAACGGCCACAGCAUAGCUACACUAUCGAAAUGCUGAACCACGCUCAGUGUUGUAAAAUUCCCACAGUCGGCACAUGUGAAAUUCAGCGUCCCCGCGUCAUCGUUUUUGUUAGAUUUUGUUCGUAUAAAUUGCAAAUAGUGCACCCUUUCAAUUAAUUGUUUCAACUAAACCGCCGCAGCACAAUGGAUGAGAAUACAGAGAACACAGAGGGAGUGCGAGUCACACGGGCACGCACACGCCGCCUGUCUGCUCUGGACACCGACAGCCGCCCCGGAACACCGCUGCUGGACACGGCAUCCGAACGCGGCACGGCCUCGCCUCGCCCCACACGCCGAACCCGUUUGAAUUCGGCCACAGAAUUGUCUCGUACUCCCACCCGAACCACGCGCGCAUCGGUGGUACGUGGUGAAACCCCAGAGCCGACCACUCCAGCGUCCGUCAAGCGCGCGGCUCGCACACCGGCAAAGUCGACCAGAGCUGUGCGCCAGCAGCAGGCACUAAAAGAGGAGACUGUGGAGGAGCUGGAGCCCGAUGAUAAUGACAAACCAUCAAACAACCCGAGCCCCGCACCGGCGCUGGGCUCGCCAGCAGGCGAGAGACGCGUCACGCGUUCCAUGUCCCAGACCCCUCCAGCUGCUUAUCGUUCAGCCAACAACACGCCACUGCCGGUGUCGGAAACGCAGCAGCAGCAGCCACUGAAACCUGAUGCCAGCAUUUCGGUUGAAGAGCAGCAGGCUGUGCCGAUAGCUAACAAAAAUAAACAAUCGAGCGGCGGCCGAAUGAGGCUGACAGUUAGGGUCGAGAAUCUUUCGGCGUCGACAGCGACAGAAGCUCUGAAAAAAUCGCUUGCCUCAGUGGUUCCAAACAGCCCUUCAAUGGAGUUGCAAGUGAAAGAGGUGACUGAGGAAACCAGCAGCAGCAGCUCUCCCCAAGAUAUUGAAGCACAGGUCGAGUCACUUGCAAGCGAAAUGGCAAAGGCUGAAGAGAAGCAGGCUGCUGAGAAAUCCGAGACACAGACUGACUCACUUGCUAUGGAAAUGGCAAAGUCAGAAGCCAACGCCAACAUGGAAGCGGAGGCUCAGACUAAAACUCCAACUAAGAGCCCCGAGAGACGUGAGAGUGAAGAUUUAUUGGAGAAAGUGUAUGAAGAUAUAGACACUAUCGAAAUUGCAUCUGAACUGCUCAAGAGCGGAGAGGCACAAAAAGACAAAGAGUUGGAUGCUGAGGUCGAUUUGGAGCAGAAAAUCAUCGAGAAUGCGGCAUCCAAAUCAAUCAUUGAGGCUGAAGUUUUUGAAUCUCCAGCCUCUCCAGAUCCAGAACCACAACCUCUAGAUAGCAGCCCUUUAGCCCCCAAGCAGUUGAUCAUGGAAGAUGAGCCGCGAGAGGAAAUCCAGUCGCCCGAUGCACAGCCAAUGGAGAAGAACAACAAUUCAGCCUUUAAGGAAAUGGCCAUGGAAGUCGAUGCAGAGGAGGAAAUUCCAUUUGAAGAUGCCGAGCCAAUCGAGGGCUCCACCACCGAUGUGAUUGAUGCAGCAGCUGAGCGCCAAGAGGAGGGGCCACUGGGCAGCCACCGGCUAAGCCAUGGCAUGAAUAUCAUUGACAACGUUCAGCUGCCAGCUCUUACGCCUGGCGUCAAGGCACGCCUGGUGACAUCGGACAGCGUGGAUUCCAAGAAGUCGGUGUGCUUCGAUAGCGACUCGGCAGACGCCGAAGCCGAUAAGGUUAAGUUCCCUAAAACUCCGGCUCGUAGCAAGAGCAGACCAGCCAUUGCGUUGGAUAUUUCGCAAAUGAUGGCCAAGGCGGACACUCCUACUCUGAAGCCAGAUACAGAUACUCCUUUAAGGGCAGCCACUUUAAAGGCGCGCAACAGUUCCACACCCAUACCGAAGGAUGAUCGAGAGGCUUCCAUGAGUAUGUUGAAGCCAGCUCCGGCACGAAUUGAUUGCCUAAAGCCAUGGGACCAGGUGGAGGCCGAACGUAAAGAGGAAGCAUUAAAGGCGGAGAACAAGGACAAGGACAAGUCACAGCCCAAGCGCUCCAAUAAGAUUUCCAACGUACUUCGCAUGAACAGCGACGAUGAGGAAUAUGAAGACUUUGAAUUCUUGUCCGAGUACGUUGACAACGAAGUGGAGGUUGCGCCUGAUGAUUACGUGUCUGGUGACUCCAUGGCAAGCUCGGAGCGACGUGAAAUCGAGGAGAAUGAGAUUAUCGAUGAGGGUGAAUCUGUGGGCAGCCAAGACACCGAUGAGUCCAUCGAUGAGCAAUCCGAAGGUAACGAUUCCUUUGUUGUGUCGGAUACAUCUGAAGUUGGAGAGCUUCGUUACUCCUCCAAUGAGCUCGAGGAUGAACAGGAUGAGCACAGCGAAGAGAAGUCACCGAAUGUCAAGAAACAACGUGCACGCAUCAUUAUAAUGGAAUCCAGCGAAGACGAGCAGCCGGACGAUAAGCCAGAGGAGAAGGAAAAAGAGGAGAAGGAGAAGCCGGAGCAGGAACAUGCAGAAGUAGAAGAGAAGCAGCUGGCGAUGCCAAAGAAUCAAAGUGAUUGCUCCUCGAAUGCCAGCAAACUGAGCGAAGCUGCACAGAUCUUAAUUGGCAGCCAGGAGCAUUACUCUACCUCUGAAACGGAGCUCGAAAACUCGCGCAAGCUCUUCCUCAACGAGAUCAACAAGUCGGAGUGCUUGAAUAAGACUGCUCCACGUUUGGACAUGACUGCCAUGGAGGUGGACUCCACAGACGAUGAUGCAGCGGACAACGGGGAGACUCCAAAAGCAGACAAGGGCAACCAGAGCGUCUAUGAAGUAUUAGACUCCGAGGAAGACGAUGAGGAAGGUGCUGAGGAAGAGCAGGUCGCGUCGGAGUCUUCUUCAAAGAAUAAAUCCUCAUCCUUUGUGCGUCAGCAGAAGCAAAAGGUCAACGAUGAAGAAGCCGUGUUGGCCGAACUGGCGUCCAGCGAUCUGACACAUCUUGAAACCAUGUUCAAUCCGCUACAGAAGUCACGCCGCCAAUCGCUGUACAUGCCCAGCCCGGAGAUGGCCGCCAAGGAGCCAAAGCUGCAGCGUCGCAGCGAACGGGGCAUGGUCAACGACUUCUGCCCCUCUCAGUCCUUUGUCGAAAUGUUGGCCGAACGCAAGAGUCAUCAGUCGAAGCGCAAGCGCUUGUCCAAGAGUUUUUCAGGCGCAGCCGAGGAGCUGGAGGUCAUAGAAGUUCGUCAAGAUCACAAACGUCCCAAAAAUACUCACAAUGAGUCAUCGGCAUCAAUGGAAGAGGAGUUGCACGUUGAAGAGAUAGCCAGAUCGGAGGGGCAACCCAAGGAACCAGAGAACAAUGAGGAACUCGCUGCUGCCACAGAGGAUAUACCGCCAAAAGAGGAACCAGAAAUGGUUCAAUCGAAGAAUGAAGCUGAGAAGGCGAAGGCUCAGCCUUUGGGUAAAUGGUCGAAAAAUGCUCAACAGUACAUGGAGUUCUGUGACUUAAUCCUACAGAGAGCCAACGAGGCCAAGUUGGAGCAAAAGAAACAGCAAAUAGCAACGGGCAAGAAACAAAAGAAACCAAAACGAAUUGUUUCCGAGGCUGUUCUCACAUCGGUUGUCGCACCUCAGACAACCACUGCCACAGUCUCCUCCUCCACAGGCAACGUCUCCAAGCCAGUGCAACCCAAGAAGGAAGUGAAGCGUCUGCAGGCAGCUCGCCAUGCAGUCAGUCACGCCGUAAACUUGUUGGUCCCACAGCCAGCGGCCAGCAAAGAGCCUCGUUCGUUGGUUCGCAAAUUGUCACCGCAGCCGCCGUUGGAAGCUAAAAUGAAGACAAAGACAAAGGCGAUUAUAAAGAAUAAGCAGAAGUCGCAGCUGGUGUCGCCAGUUAAAAGUUCGGAUGAGGAGAAUCAUCAAAAGUCGCCUGUUGUCAACCGCAUCAAGACCAACGCUGGCUACGUCACCGUUGCCAUGGACGAUGCUCGAGAGCCGCGCAUAGAGCUAAUUAAGACAAGGUCGGGCAUUAUGCGCGUGGAGCCCGCCACACCCACUCAAAAGUAUUUCCGCGAGGAGCCUAACUCGCCGCCGCCAAAUCGUAAUUUCCGCGAGCUGCGUGUCCCAGCCCGCGGUGCUCAAAAGAAGUCCAAGCAGCAGAAGCAGCAGCCGAAAGGAGGCGGACAUGGGACCACAGAGAAUCCUGCCAUGCUGUCGGCGCUGCGCUUCAAGGAGCAAAUUUUUGGUCGUAAAUAAGCUCAUCAUUCACACUAGACAUUAAACACUAGACUCUAGUAGUAUUACAAGAAAUGGCAGGGCAUGCAGGGCACAUUUUUUCAUUUUUGUUCUCUUUACCAUCUUUAUUUUCGUUCUAUUUUGAAUUCAUUUUUUUUCUGAUUUGAAAUUUCAAUGCAAUUGGAUUCGUUAUCUGUGCUUUGUUUAAUUGAUGCAAUCAAUUUUUGUUUUGCAUCUUCCCGAAGUAAAUGCAGUUGGGCCUCUUGCACCUGCCCACGUGCACCUUGCCAUAAAAGAAAACAAACUCUGUAUUCGUUUUCACCUACCACAAAUACAUUAUUAUACGCCUGUUAUACAUUACAA